This is a messenger RNA of Linepithema humile (Argentine ant), 1648 nucleotides long. RefSeq names its product venom acid phosphatase Acph-1. Gene Ontology annotation, molecular function: phosphatase activity. NCBI's taxonomy places the organism in Eukaryota, Metazoa, Arthropoda, Insecta, Hymenoptera, Formicidae. The record is from RefSeq and is a predicted model, not a curated record. Gene Ontology annotation, biological process: dephosphorylation.
CAAGAGAGGUGGAUUGACUAUAAAUAUGUAUCGCAAAAAAAUCGUUUGGUUUAUCAAGAAAUUAUGAACGUAUUCUACCACGGAAUAUUUAGAUUUGAUUCACUACAUGCAAUGUACAGGAUGACGAAACUUCAAUACUACCUAAACAUCGUAUUAAUAUUUUAUUCCGGUUUACUUAUACCGCCAGGACUUUCGACUGACAAUGCUGACAAUACCGGGUUAUAUCAAGUAGAUCCGAUACCAGAUGAAGACCAGGAUAAUUUUACAGAAACAAAAGUCAAUUACAUGAAAUUACGAUUUGUCAGCGCGAUAUUCAGACACGGCGAUCGUACACCAGAGGACAAAGAAACUUAUCCAAAUGAUCCCUACAAAGAUGAGAAGUUUUAUCCAACUGGCCGCGGCGAAUUAACUAAUGCUGGUAAGGAAAGAUCAUAUCAAUUAGGACUACUACUGAAAAAAUUGUACGACAAUUUUCUCGGCUCUGUGUACUUUCAACCGCAUAUCUACGCACGUUCCACGCAUUAUGUUAGAAGCAAGAUGAGCCUACAAUUAGUGCUCGCUGCACUUUUCCCGCCCAAUAACCAGCAAAGAUGGCAUAAUGCGCUGCUUUGGCAGCCGACGAAUGUGAGAUAUGUCUCUCCACACGAGGAUGGUCUAAUGAUGCCAUAUUUAUUCCCUAUAUAUAAAGAAGCUUACCAAAAAGUGUUAAACACAGAACUAUUAAAAAGAACAGAAAAAUAUCGUGAUUUAAUGAAAGAAGUGUCGGUGUAUGCAGGACAUAAUAUUACUGAUAUAUUUCGUCUUGGAAUGGUGCAUCACACUAUAAAUGUGCAAUUAUCUAUGAAAUUGGAGUUACCUAAAGCAGCGCGUACCUUACAUGCAAACAAACGACUCGUUGAAGUGAUAUAUCUAAUUGCUAAUCUAUUCACCUACAAUGACGAGCUAAUCAGAAUUGGUGGAGGUACAUUAUUACGGAAAAUAAUCGAGGACAUGAAUGAAGUGAUUAAUGGAACAUCAAAUCGAAAGAUCAAUCUCUUCUCCGGACAUGACGCUAAUGUGGUCGCGAUACUGCGGGCUCUGCAUAUAAAAAAUGAGAUUUACACUUUGCCAAGUUAUACGAGUAGCGUUAUUUUCGAAUUGCGUGAAUGGAAGGGCAAGUAUUUUGUCAAAGUAUUAUAUUAUUGGGGUAUCCCGGCGAAACUAGAAACGCUCUCCAUUCCGGGCUGCACAUUAUUAUGCCCGUACGACAGAUUUCUUAAUUUAACAUCGACGCUGGUAGCAACAGAUGCAGAUCUGAUAAGCCUGUCAUUGAAUUUGAAAGAAGAUGAGUCUACAUUGUAUGUACUUUCUGAACUGUUAAAGACUUGAGAAAUGUAUAGUUCUCGCAAGAUUUUUAUAACAUUGUUUUAAAUUCUAUAUGACUUUGCAAAAUUAUUUAUACUAAUUUCUGUUUCUAAAAUAAAAAAUAAAAAUGCAAUUAACGAAAAUAGUUCAUUUCGAAGUAAUGGAGAAACUUAUACUUAAAAAAAUUAGAGACGUUUUCGACUGACGUAAUCGACGAAGCGUUCUUCUUUCCAAUUAAAUGCUUUAAUUAAAAAUUAAAUUCUUUCUUUCCAAUUAAAUGGUACGCGAUAAAGCAGUGAUAAAU